Molecule: messenger RNA, 1101 nt
Organism: Triticum turgidum subsp. durum (durum wheat)
Lineage: Eukaryota; Viridiplantae; Streptophyta; Magnoliopsida; Poales; Poaceae
Source: the annotation of a GenBank genome assembly
AUGUCUGCGAAGGCCGGCAAGCCCCUGGUCCAGACCGACGCGGGGGCGUACAUAGCUUGGUCUGGUGCUGACCAGCCGGAGCUCGCAACGGAGGGGCUCGGGUGUGGCCUUCUCGUGCUGACGCCCCUCGGCUUCGCGCUGCCGCAUUACGCUGACUCCAACAAGUUCGGCUACGUCCUCAGCGGCUCCGGGGUGGCUGGGGUCCUUCCGGUCGAGGCCAAGGAGAGGGUCGUCCGCCUGAAGGCCGGCGACGUCAUCGCCGUGCGCACUGGGGACGUAUCGUGGUGGUACAACGACAACGACAACGAAGGCAGCGCUGAUGACUUGUCCAUCUUGUUCAUAGGCGACACGGCGCGCGCCGUCAGCCCCGGGGACAUCUCAUACUUCUUCCUCGCCGGCGGCAACAGCGUCCUGAGCGGCUUCGACGCGGGCCUCCUCACCAUGGCGUGGCCUGGUGUCACGGAGGAGCAGGCGGCCACCGCGUUCCGGAGCCAGCCGGCCGUCCUCCUCACCAGGCUGAGCGCGAAGCUGCCCGGCGUGUGCCCGCGAGAGCACGACAGGAAAGGGCUCGUCGUGAACGCCGGCCACGUCGCUGCAGGGACCCUGAAGAUGCUCACCGCGUCGGAUCUGGACGCGCUGGGCGGCUUCGGAUUCAGCGCGGUGCUCGGACGGCUCGAGCCCGGCGCCGCGAGGGCGCCGUGGGUGCUCCGCGAGGGCGCGGCGCAGGCGGUGUACGUGGCCCGCGGGAGCGCGCGCGUCCAGGUCUCGUCCGCCGUGGGCGGCGACACGCUGCUGCUGGACGAGGAUGUCGCUGCGGGGAGCUUGUUCGUCGUGCCGCGGUUCGCCGUGGCGCUCGUCGCCGCCGGCGCCGAUGGAGUGGAGUGGGUCUCGCUGAUCAAGAGCGCCAGGUACGUGACCGUGACCUUGACAAAUGCGAAAUGCAAAUCUUGUACUGAUGAUGGUUUCCGAUGUCCCUGCUGCGUACAUGGCUGGCCGGCGGUGGAGCACCUGAUCGGGGAGGGCUCGAUUUUCGGCGGCCUGACUCCACAGGUGGUGCAGGCAUCGCUGAAGGUGGCGCCGGAGCUGGUGAAGCUGCUCUGA